Xiphias gladius (swordfish) is the source of this 832-nucleotide messenger RNA. Its product is annotated as receptor-transporting protein 3-like. The record is from RefSeq and is a predicted model, not a curated record. Bases 234 to 767 code for a protein of 177 amino acids. Gene Ontology annotation, molecular function: olfactory receptor binding. The transcript is spliced from 3 exons. Lineage: Eukaryota; Metazoa; Chordata; Actinopteri; Istiophoriformes; Xiphiidae. Gene Ontology annotation, biological process: protein targeting to membrane; protein insertion into membrane.
CGCGGCAAACUCACUUGCAGGCUACCGCGACUCGCGAUGUUGCAACGCACAGUGCGGUGACAGGAUGGAAAGCGAAACUGGGAUGGUAGGUUUCGUUUCCAGAGUAUCUGCCGUUGGCAUUUGAUAAAUAGAGGGGCUGCCUGCAGAGCAGCAGUCAGAAGUCAAAACAUCCUGCUUCCCCGCGUUUCGGCUGGUCCACCUGAAACCCUUCAAGUAUCUGGACUUCGAGCAUCAUGAGCAGAUCUACAGACUGGGCUCCUUCCUUAUGGCUGGAAACCUUUGAUGAGUUGCUGUAUGAGGACAAUGAGCUAGACUAUGGAGACCAGUGGACUCUCAACUUUAACUACAGUCAGACAGACACAGUCACCAAGGAGGAGAGGAAGAAAGGCUGGAAGGUCUACUGCCACUGUGCCUAUGGAAAUUUCCAGUGCACAUCCUGCUCCAAGACCUGGCCAUCAGCACGGGUGGUAGUGUUGUUCCGUUACCGGCUGCGGGGUGGCCGGGGGACAGUGAUCAUGCGGCCCUUUGGUCAGACCUGCCGCCGUUGCCGAGACGAUGAGUUUGACCUGCCUGGGUUUUCCAAGAAAGAGGUGGAACAUGCCUUGCAAAGGCUGCUAGCCAAAAUCCGGAAGAACUGCUACGGGGAAGAGGACGAUGACGAUGAUGGUGGCUCAUCAGCCUGCUCUACCAAAGUGUGGACCAAACCCCAUGAGAAGAGCCUGUGUGAGGCCUGCAUUAUGGGCAUUUGCUGUCAGGAUGAUGACUAGAAGUGUGUGUGUGUGUGUGUGUGUGUGUGUGUGUGUGUGUGUGUGUGUGUGUGUGUGUGUGUGUG